Belonocnema kinseyi is the source of this 1322-nucleotide messenger RNA. RefSeq names its product corrinoid adenosyltransferase-like. Gene Ontology annotation, molecular function: corrinoid adenosyltransferase activity. The record is from RefSeq and is a predicted model, not a curated record. Lineage: Eukaryota; Metazoa; Arthropoda; Insecta; Hymenoptera; Cynipidae. The transcript has 4 exons. Bases 264 to 938 code for a protein of 224 amino acids.
UUCAGAUUUUGUUAAAAACCCAGACAGAAACGGGCUGGUGAACCGAACUUUUUUCGCAUUUUCUCGAUUGACAGUUUAUUUUGUAAAAAAAACCUGACCUAAGCUAAUAGCUAUCGUGUAAAAAAAUUCUGGAAUCUUCAAGGUGAAUUUACCCGGCUUCAUCUUUAUCAAAACGUCAAACCACGAGACAUACACUCGAAUGAACUUGUCACAUUUAUAAUAAAUUAUCUCGUGAUUAUGAAAGAACAGUGUUUCUUUUAGAAAUGGAAUUAGCUCGACAUGUGUGGCGGCGGUACUUAUUUGCAUACAAAUCUGGUGUGCAAUCGUCACUGCGAAAUGGCAGCAGUGCUACAACUUCGAAGGUAGCACGGGCAGUUCUUCCGGGAAAUGGGGAUUCCCGUUCGACUGUUCCGGAAGUUUUGGUGAAAACCGAGACGGUAUUUAACGCGCUUGGUGCUACCGAUGAACUUUCUUCUUAUAUAGGAUUGUCAAGAGAAUUUGCAUGUGCCGGCAAGGCCGAACAUCCUUAUAUCGAUAAGCUGAAAAGAGUCCAAAUGAUCCUCUUCGAUCUCAAUCACGCAAUAUCGAGAUCAGCACCCGGAAAAAUGAAACAAUUCGAAAAUAAUCACACUAAAGAUCUAGAAGAAUGGAUUUCGGAGUAUUCAUCUCAACUUCCACCUGCCGAGGAUUACAUUAUUCCUGGCGGAGGCCAAGCAAGUGCUUCCUUACACGUAGCAAGAACCAUUUGCAAACGAGCGGAGAGGAGUGUGAAUGUUUUAGUCAGGGAUGGAAUUCUGGAUAAGGAAGCGCAGAUAUACUUAAAUCGAUUAUGUGACUUCCUCCUCACUGCAUCCCGAAUCGCUGCGAAAUGUGAUCAACGUACAGAAACGAUUUAUAUUCCACGAGCAGAAGUGCGUGAGGAGAAAAUGAGCCAAUGACGGAGUGAUAAACAAUCUAUGACUGAACUGCUGAUGUUACAUACCUGCUAAUGUGCGACGAGACUUUGAUUUUAUAUCGCAAUGAUUACCAGUUAUUAUUUAGACUGCUCUGCUUACUUUAAAUAUGUCUGAAAGAUGCAUCAUUUUCUAAGUCGUGUUCGUACUCUUAUGAAAAGCUGCUGUCUUUAUUGUAACGACACAGUUAGAUUAAGGUUCGCGAAAGAAAAGCAAGAAGCUUAUUGUUACUCAACUUAGAUUCACAUGUAGAUAACUAGUACAAUUUAGGAUUGUACAUAGUCGCUGGAGAUAAACUCAGUUAUUUAUCUUGUUAUGUAUGAGUAUGUGCACGAUAUUUAUUAAAUAAAAUCGAAAAUUCUCAACAUA